GGUCCCAAAAAAUGACCGGGAUUUCGUUCAUGUUCCUGGUCAAUCGCUAUCUACUCCUCAUCGCUAUUAUAGCUCAGAUCUAUGGGGACUCUCCAGGAAAUGAUUCCAUCGCAAGUUGUACAGUAUGGGAGCGUUUUCAUUAUGUAUGUGGCAUCAUUACCGUGGUGACUACAAGUGGUCUGUUCACUAUGAGGGUGUACGCCAUGUAUGGACAUAGCCGAGGGAUCAUCGUUGUGGCUUCAGUUCUUGUCUUAGGAAGGCUUGCUGUUGAUAUUUGGAAUACUACGCUGUUGAAACAAGUGGAUGGCUCUAGCCUGAGCGCUAGCUUGUGGGACUUCCGAUGCAAUAAUGGAUUCACAGGCAACCCCGAGACAUAUAAUGAAGUACAACUCGCCACCGACACCCUAGCUUUGGCAUUCGACACAUUCAUCUUUGCAUUGACGCUGCGAAAGACGUUCUUUCAUGUCCGUGAAAUGCGGCGUCUAUCGCAAACGGGAAUCGCUGAUAUCCUUCUCCGCGAUGGAAUUCUAUACUUCCUAAUUGUCUUCUUGAUCACGGUAGUAGACAUGACUCUGCAUAUCAUCACCGUCGUAAGCCCCGAGCAAUCGUUGGGUACAUACUCAUUGACAUCCAUCAUGUCCUCGUAUUACGACUACAUGCCCAACCUCCUCAUCAACCGACUCGUCCUCAACCUUCGCAACUAUUCGACACCGCUACAUCAAGGUAUCAUCACCGAGCCCAACGACCUUCCGGACAUGAUGUUUCAGUCUCGCUCGAACCGAGUACUAGGAAACAUCGCAGCGCCGUUGGAUCACGGUCAGUGGAAGGAUACGUUCGGUUGGCUAGAGACGGAGGAAAGCGACGGCGGAAGCGGCGAUCCCGAAGAGCCAUUGGAUGGUACAACUGCCGGGGAGAGUUCUCUGCUGACAGACUCGGCAGAUGCCUCUGAGCGAAGAGCCAGUGUCGUGAUAGAGAUGGACGACAUGGUGCCACUUCCACACUCACCACCAAAUGACUUGGUCUGA
Stereum hirsutum FP-91666 SS1 is the source of this 1025-nucleotide messenger RNA. RefSeq lists its product as uncharacterized. Bases 12 to 1025 code for a protein of 337 amino acids. NCBI's taxonomy places the organism in Eukaryota, Fungi, Basidiomycota, Agaricomycetes, Russulales, Stereaceae. The transcript has 11 exons. The record is from RefSeq and is a predicted model, not a curated record.